AGUAACACUUACGCGAGUUUUUGACCAAUCACCGUUGUUACGGAAAUUUGAACAAGAAGCGGUUGUUGGUUGUCUCGAUGGAGAGAAGAUUCGUCCCACAGAAAAACACAUCCUAAACACGGCUCUAGCUGAAUUUAUGUGAAACAUGAAGCCAUUUGAGCCAAUGUUUCUGAAAACCUACGGUAAGCUGAGGCGGAAGGUUUCGGCUUGGAUUUCUCCAGAAGACCGAAGGAAGGCUUUCGACAGCACCCCGUCAUCUGAUGACCUGUCUGUGUUUGAGGCCGCAAAACCCCGCAAGGCACGGGGAAAGUACACAAGGGAUGGCGGUCAAAGAGCAGACCGUCCUGCCAAGAAAAAAGCCAGGCUGUGCUUGAAUGAGAAGAGCUUUGGUGAUGAAAACAUGAGUGAUGAGGAGAACACUGCUCCAUCUCCUCCUAACCCGGCACCAACCAAGAAAACACGAGGGAAAAACAGAGGUGUUUCCAGUAGUAAGCAGAAGGCCGUUCUGUGUCAAUCGAAGACCAGCAACUAUGGGGAGAGCAUCAUGAAUCCGCCUUUACCCACAAAGCGCAGAAAAACAACUAGGUCAAAACAGGUAGGAUCUGUACCUGUGUUCACAAGACGGAGAGGUCGGGGAGUUUUUACCACCAGUACGAGUGAGAGCGAAACAUCUGUACCGAAAAUGCAAAAAAUCCAAGCUAAAACAAAGGUAGACUCCAGUGUUCACCUUCCGUCUGGCGGACGCUUCGUAACCCGUCGCAGACGUGCCACUUCCACCAAACCUCCUGAAGCUACAGUCAGUUUACUCAGCUCGUCAGAUGACUUCACUUCCAGACCAUUUGGUUCCAGCGUGAACCAACGUCCCUCCAGGAGAAGAAGAGCCCCUCCAGUGUUUGGUCUGUCAAGCGCAGAGAACUCAGUGAAUGCUCCAAGGUCCACUAAGCCUUUCAGAGAGAUCUCCCUUAACGAGUUAGCAGAGAACAGCCUCGGAUCCGUUCCGAGCAAACCCAUCUUCUGCUCCACGCCCUCAAUGCCCAACUUCAACAAGCGAAGACACCCAAAGUUCCCCAGUCAGGUUGUCUCUCCUCCGUCUGCUUUGGGCAGCUCUAUAGGCGUGUUGAACACUUUCCAAGAAGACCCCGAUUCACUGCGACUUCCUGCAUCACUUUCCUUGCAGAAAGAUACAAAUCUGCAUCAAAAUGAGGAACAGUCUCUUGAUUUAUUUUCUGAGUCAGGCAGAAGGGUUUGCAGCAACGAUGCCGAAUGCCACCGUGGAGACUUGGACGGUGGAAAGUCAGACAUUGAAAGCAGCAGUGUGCUCGUUUCGGCAGCAGGAAGGUUGGAGUGGCUGAUCGAGGCUCUGAAGGAGAGAUGUCUUAGCCAGCCCUGUAUGGUUCAGCUGCAGAGAUUAAACUUCAUCCCCACUACUCAGCUCUCCAGUCAAACCUCCUACUCAUCCUGCUUGGAGCUAUGGAGCCCAGAAUCAAAAGUAGUACCUUCUUCCACAGAGUGUAGUCAGACUUUUGGUUUUUGUUCAGAAGAAUCGGUUUGUCGCAGUGUCUCCGUAACAACCAAUAAAACCAGCGAUUAUGGGCCACCAGUUUCUAAUCUGGACAUUGCAGAUUCAGUCAGUGAUGACCACGUUGUGAAUGUUUUGAAAUUUCCUGAACUCUUUAGUGGAGAACUAAACGGGGAGAACUUAGAGUCUGUGAUUUGUGUUGAUGACGUUCAAAACAGCUAUGAGGAAAUAAUGGAGACACAAUCACCAGCUGCCAGAGAAGCACCAACACGGUUAACCGAUGAAGAUGGAAAAACGGCAAAGGGCACAAUAUGUACGAAGGAAUGUGUAGUUAAGAUAAAGAAACUUUCACUAUCUCAGCUGGAUCUCCAAGGAUCCGAGUGUGAACACAAUCCAGAAGCUAAGGCAGAGUCGUCGGACAUUUCAGAGCUGAAGGAGGCUUCGCUGACCUCCAAAGCUCUUGUUAAAGUCAAGAAACUCUCUCUUUCUGAGAUGACAGACAUUUUGCAGCCUAAAGAUGGUACGCGUAAAUCUUUAACCAGCUUCUCGGACUCAUCCAGUGAUGACCAGAGCGGUCAUUUCUCCGACAAUGAGUGCAGUGAAGACGCCACCUCCCUGAAAACUGCUUCAAAAAGCGUCAGCUCGAAUAAAGAAGUCAAAAAAUCCAUCAAAAGUUUCCCCAACAGAGCGAAGCGAACUCGGGCCCACAAACAGAGGAGCCCGUCAUCAGACAGGAGCGGUACGGCGAGGAAGGCGUGUGUGAGCGGAAUGAGCGUGAGCCGCUGGAAGAACAAGGGUGCUGCUGGAGCGCAGGCGUUCAGGAAGAAGCAGGGCACCAGCACAACUGUGGACUGCAGCAUCAACGAGCUGAUUUCAACGCACAUGGAUGUUAAGGAGUUGCUGGCAGCGGCAGUCAAUUUCUCCACUCCGCUGAGGACGAAUCCGCUCAACCUGUCAUCUCUGCUGACUGAUUUCACACCCAGCACACACACCUGGAGCCGCCUCAAAGCUGCGCUCUCUGUUCAUCGCAAAAGCAGGGUGCAACUCACUCCAAGGAGUGAGGCUGGGUCAGUGAUGUGCAGUCCCCUAAAGAUGAGGCUACCAGACAUGAGCCAGGAUCUCUUUACCACUCCGCUACGCACUCCACUCCCCAAACGCCUGCAGGCGCAGCUGCUUCACCAGACCUCCCUGGUUGUGUGUGAAGAUCUAGAUCUGACGGAUGCUGAAAAAGUGUAUGCUGAGUGCGGCCAGCAGUGUCCUCUGUCCUGGGAAGAGUGUAUUCUCCCUCAGCGGAUGAAGCGGUGUGUGAAGAUUGGUGAAGGAACAUUUGGGGAGGUCUUUUCUACCACCAACGCUGCGGGAGAGAUGGUGGCUCUCAAAGUUAUUCCACUAGAGGGCAGCAAGAAGGUGAAUGGAGAGGACCAGAAGACCUUUGGAGAAAUUCUUCCUGAGAUUAUUAUCUCCAAGGAGCUGAGCCACCUGAAAGAGAAGCAGCAGAAUCAGACUCAUGGCUUUAUUGGACUCAAUGACCUUCAUUGCGUUCAAGGCUGCUACCCGCCAGAGUUCCUGAAAGCAUGGGACACGUUUGACCAACGCAAAGGAUCAGAGAAUGACCGGCCAGAUUUCUUUGAGAAAAAUCAGUUGUUCAUAAUUCUUGAGUUUGAGUUUGGAGGCGCUGACUUGGAGAACAGCAAUGGAACGUUGGCGUCGUUUGUGGUGGCGAAGAGCGUCCUUCAUCAAGUCACCGCUGCCUUGGCUGUUGCUGAGCAGGAGCUGCAUUUCGAACACAGGGAUCUCCACUGGGGGAAUGUGCUUGUGAAAGCCACCAGAGAGAAGACGGGAACCUUCCUCCUCAACGGAGAAGCUCACAGCAUGGAAACCAAAGGCGUGCUGGUCCGCAUCAUCGACUAUUCCCUCUCCAGGCUAGAAAUUGAUGAUCUGACUGUUUCCUGUGACAUCUCAAACGACGAGGAGCUCUUCCUGGGUCAGGGAGACUACCAGUUUGAAAUCUACAGACUGAUGCGACAGGAGAACGGAAACAAGUGGAGCAGCUACCACCCUCGCACCAACGUGUUGUGGCUCCACUACCUGUGCUCUAAGCUGCUUUCAAUGAAGUACAAGAGUUCAGGGGGGAGGGGCGCCAAGAAUGCGCGAGAGGAACUGACUCGUUUCUAUGACGACGUCCUCCAGUACAGCUCCGCCACAGACACUCUGCAGAACUGCCCGAUGUUCUGGUAGUGGUAUAGGCACAGGCAACAAAACUGUAUGAAGAUUCACACAAAGAAAACCAUGUGACUGUAAUAAGCACAUGUAGCACAUUAAAAUAAUUUGUAAGUGAGCAGGA
Gambusia affinis (western mosquitofish) is the source of this 3863-nucleotide messenger RNA. It is a transcript of the gene haspin, whose product is annotated as histone H3 associated protein kinase. The record is from RefSeq and is a predicted model, not a curated record. Gene Ontology annotation, cellular component: nucleus; cytoplasm. Gene Ontology annotation, biological process: mitotic cell cycle; intracellular signal transduction; protein phosphorylation. Gene Ontology annotation, molecular function: ATP binding; histone H3T3 kinase activity. Bases 146 to 3757 code for a protein of 1203 amino acids. Lineage: Eukaryota; Metazoa; Chordata; Actinopteri; Cyprinodontiformes; Poeciliidae. The transcript has 17 exons.